AUGCGUACUCGUUCCCACCCUGUUUCACCUGGUGGGCUCGUCUCGCUCGACGACGUCCCCGCACCUCCCCGCCGCCGCAACACGCGCAGCGUAUCUGCCCAGCCGCAGGAUGCGGCGGAGCCGGGCUCGGGUGCGGUCGAGGCUAUAAAGCCGAAGCCAACUCCGAAGACCCGGAAAAGUCGUUCCAAGAGUACCCGUGGCAAGAAGCCCACCCGCAAUCCCACCAAAUCUACCGAGCCAGAGCAGAAGGACUCAGCCGGCAUCGCCGCCGAGCAAGUCGGCCAGGACAACAUCGAAAUGGUUGGCUCCCCCCAGAUUAUAAUUGAUGACGAGCCCCCUUCACCCCCAUCAGUUCAGCUGAUGCAUGAACUUGACCUUCAUGUACAAGCUUUGGAGAAAGCACCCCCUGCUGGAACUCCCAUUGCUUACAAUGGAGAGGCUGCAAUGGAGCUUGACCACCCCGACGACCUUAUUAUGCAGGACGUUGAAGAUGUCUCCCCCCUUGGAUCGGAACAACUCGUCAUUCUUUACGCAACAAUUGCUGAUCAACUUGUCACUGAGCAGAAGCCCCCACCACUCCGUCUUCGCCUCCGUCGAGACGGGCGAUGCUGA
Penicillium atrosanguineum is the source of this 612-nucleotide messenger RNA. RefSeq lists its product as uncharacterized. The transcript is spliced from 3 exons. Bases 1 to 612 code for a protein of 203 amino acids. NCBI's taxonomy places the organism in Eukaryota, Fungi, Ascomycota, Eurotiomycetes, Eurotiales, Aspergillaceae. The record is from RefSeq and is a predicted model, not a curated record.